Oxyura jamaicensis (ruddy duck) is the source of this 1333-nucleotide messenger RNA. It is a transcript of the gene PPP1CA, whose product is annotated as protein phosphatase 1 catalytic subunit alpha. Gene Ontology annotation, cellular component: nucleus; cytoplasm. The coding region runs from base 119 to 1111 and encodes 330 amino acids. Gene Ontology annotation, molecular function: protein serine/threonine phosphatase activity. The record is from RefSeq and is a predicted model, not a curated record. The transcript has 7 exons. Lineage: Eukaryota; Metazoa; Chordata; Aves; Anseriformes; Anatidae.
CCGGCCCGGCAGGGGGCGCUGCGGCGCCGCCCCCGCCCCGGGUCCCCGCGGGCCGCUCCCGGUGCCGGGCGGGGCGGGGCGGGGCGGGCGGCGCGCGGGGACGCAGCGUCCGGCGGCCAUGGCGGACACCGAGAAGCUCAACCUGGACUCCAUCAUCAGCCGCCUCCUGGAGGUGCAAGGGUCGCGUCCCGGGAAGAACGUGCAGCUGACGGAGAACGAGAUCCGCGGGCUGUGCCUCAAGUCGCGGGAGAUCUUCCUGAGCCAGCCCAUCCUGCUGGAGCUCGAGGCGCCCCUCAAGAUCUGCGGGGACAUCCACGGGCAGUACUACGACCUGCUGCGCCUCUUCGAGUACGGCGGCUUCCCCCCCGAGAGCAACUACCUGUUCCUGGGCGACUACGUGGACCGGGGCAAGCAGUCCCUGGAGACCAUCUGCCUGCUGCUGGCCUACAAGAUCAAGUACCCCGAGAACUUCUUCCUGCUGCGCGGCAACCACGAGUGCGCCAGCAUCAACCGCAUCUACGGCUUCUACGAUGAGUGCAAGCGGCGGUACAACAUCAAGCUCUGGAAGACGUUCACCGACUGCUUCAACUGCUUGCCCAUCGCUGCCAUCGUGGACGAGAAGAUCUUCUGCUGCCACGGAGGGCUGUCUCCCGACCUGCAGUCGAUGGAGCAGAUCCGGCGGAUCAUGCGCCCCACGGACGUGCCCGACCAGGGGCUGCUGUGCGACCUGCUCUGGUCCGACCCCGACAAGGACGUGCAGGGAUGGGGUGAGAACGACCGCGGCGUCUCCUUCACCUUCGGGGCAGAGGUGGUGGCCAAGUUCCUGCACAAGCACGACCUGGACCUCAUCUGCCGGGCACACCAGGUGGUGGAGGACGGCUACGAGUUCUUCGCCAAGCGCCAGCUCGUGACCCUCUUCUCGGCGCCCAACUACUGCGGGGAGUUCGACAACGCGGGCGCCAUGAUGAGCGUGGAUGAGACCCUCAUGUGCUCCUUCCAGAUCCUGAAGCCGGCCGACAAGAACAAGGGCAAAUACGGGCAGUUCAGCGGGCUGAACCCCGCCGGACGCCCCGUCACCCCUCCCCGCAACUCUGCCAAAGCCAAGAAGUGAGCACCCGCCGCUGGGGCCCGGGGCCCGGCCCCCCCAUCAGGUCGCUCUUGUUUCCAUUCGUUUUUUUAUUUGUAAGAUCCCGCCCCCCCCCGCCACCCUCCACCGAACCAAAAGCCCCCUCUGGGGCAGGGCCCCCCGGGGUGAGUGGGGCAGCCCACCCCUGGGACAGCAGUGGAGGGGGGGGGGCAGGAGGCUUUUUUGGGAAUAAACUUGUAAAGGGUC